UCUCUCUCUGUGUGUGUUUUCCUCUUUCCAGGAGGAAGAGGGAGGCUGAGCUUGCUCCUGAGUGACAGUGGCAGGGCCUCCCUGUGUGUGCAAAACUCCGGCAGCUUGGUGUGCAAGGAGUGCCAAAUCCGGAGUGGCGGAGAGAGAGACACCGCUGCCGAGACAUCUGGGGCUGGGGGAAGGCUUGCCCCCUCUUCUCCCCCUUCCUUUGGAGAUUAGCAGGAAGUGGGGUGCCCAGGGGGAGAACCCACCAGAAUCCAGCUUGGCCAUUGGAGGAGGAAGAGGAGGAAGAGGAGGCUGCACUGCGGAAUAACGGGAGCGCAAAGAGGAAGAGGCCAAGGCUGCUCCCUUGACUGCUGCUCUGGCUGAUUGUCUCGGAUACAACCACCCAGGUUUGUUGCUUAUUUACAAUCCCAACAAUGGCCACUUCCUCCUCUUGCAACUUGGAAGACGACGAGAGCCUGAAGGGGUGCGAGCUCUACGUCCAGAAGCACAACAUCCAGCAGAUCCUGAAGGAGUGCAUCGUGAACCUCUGUAUUGCCAAACCCGACCGGCCAAUGAAGUUCUUGCGGGAACACUUUGAGAAACUGGAGAAGGAAGAAUGCAAGCAGAUCCUGGCUUGGCAGAAAUCCAACUCCCAGUCGGAUUCGCACGACGAUGAGAUCUCUCCUCCGCCUCCGAACCCGGCGGUCAAGGCGCGGCGCCGAAGGGGGGGAGUCAGCGCCGAAGUCUACACCGAAGAGGAUGCGGUUUCGUACGUCAGGAAGGUUAUUCCCAAGGACUAUAAAACGAUGACCGCUUUGGCCAAGGCCAUCUCCAAAAACGUCCUCUUUGCUCACCUGGAUGACAACGAGAGAAGUGACAUCUUUGAUGCCAUGUUCCCCGUGACACACAUUGCUGGAGAGACCGUCAUACAACAGGGUAAUGAAGGAGACAACUUCUAUGUGAUUGAUCAAGGAGAAGUGGAUGUGUACGUCAACGGAGAAUGGGUGACCAGCAUCGGAGAAGGGGGAAGCUUUGGAGAGCUUGCGCUCAUCUAUGGGACGCCACGCGCUGCCACCGUCAAAGCCAAGACCGACCUCAAGCUCUGGGGCAUCGACCGGGAUAGCUACCGGCGCAUUUUAAUGGGCAGCACGCUGAGAAAACGGAAGAUGUACGAAGAGUUCCUCAGCAAGGUUUCCAUCCUAGAAUCGCUAGACAAAUGGGAGCGACUGACGGUGGCCGAUGCGCUGGAACCUGUCCAGUUUGAGGACGGAGAGAAAAUUGUGGUUCAGGGGCAGCCGGGGGACGACUUUUUCAUCAUCACCGAGGGGACGGCUAGUGUACUCAGAAGGAAAUCUGAACAUGAGGAAGAACUUCUGGUUCUCAACCUGGGGUCCUCAGAUGUUUUUGGUGAGAUUGCCCUUCUGCUCAACAGACCCCGGGCUGCGACGGUGGUGGCCCGUGGGCCCCUGAAGUGCGUCAAGCUGGACCGCCCCCGUUUUGAGCGGGUCCUGGGCCCCUGCUCGGAAAUCCUCAAGAGGAACAUCCAGAGAUACAACAGCUUCAUCUCCCUCACUGUUUAAGUGCUCCCACCCUCACCCUUUGCGUUAAAAUGUCUGCACUUGAAACUCCACCCGUGUGCCGUUCCAUAGCUUUAUGAUGCCUUCAAGAGAGGUUCACAUGUCAUGUAUGUUUUUCAAGUGUUCACGUCAGGUGUGCUGGAUGUCCAGCUGUCAUACAUGGUUUCAAAGGGGGAGGUACUUGCAGAGAUCUGGAUGGAAGUGGCAUUGGGACACUGUCAAGAGUUCUAACUUUGACUUGUAUUGUUCAGUGUCCAUCAUCCGCUACCCUACUCAGCAUUAAUUAUGCUUGGUGUCUCUUCCACAUCUUAUUUAUUUCAGCUAGUUGUGAUGAAAGUCACUCCGAUCUGUGUUUUGUGAAACUGGAAUGAUGUUCCCACCUCAUGGUGAAGCCCUCCAGAUGUUGUCUAACUAUGUAUCCCUCACUACUCAACAAACUAGCUGGAGAUAGUUUCCAGAAGGUGGAAAUGUGGGUUUUCCUUCUUGGACUACAAUUCCCAGCCAUUCAGGUUGAAAGCCCUGGAUCAUCCUGAUGGAACUUGGAGUCCAGAAGACUAGAGGGUAUCCCCACCUCAUGUUGAAGCCUACUCCACAAGCUAGCUGGGGAUAGUUUCCAGAAGGUGGGAAAUGUGAGUUUUCCUUUUUGGACUACAAUUCCCAGCCAUUCAGGUUGAAACAAUCUAAGUCCUAGAUCAUCCUGAUGGAACUUGGAGUCCAGAAGACUAGCGGGUAUCCCCACCUCAUGGUGAAGCC
Molecule: messenger RNA, 2315 nt
Organism: Anolis sagrei ordinatus
Lineage: Eukaryota; Metazoa; Chordata; Lepidosauria; Squamata; Anolidae
Source: RefSeq, a predicted model, not a curated record